Messenger RNA from Brassica napus (rape), 555 nucleotides. RefSeq lists its product as uncharacterized. The record is from RefSeq and is a predicted model, not a curated record. Bases 1 to 555 code for a protein of 184 amino acids. NCBI's taxonomy places the organism in Eukaryota, Viridiplantae, Streptophyta, Magnoliopsida, Brassicales, Brassicaceae. The transcript has a single exon.
AUGGUUCAAGAGACAGUUGAGCAGGUUGAGAUGCUUAAGAUACGGCUUAGGGAAGCCCAUGACCGUCAGAAGAGUUAUGCAGAUAAGCGGCGUAAAGAUUUGGAGUUCCAGGUUGGCGACCUGGUAUACCUGAAAAUGAGGACAUUUCAGGGAGGAUCUAAGACUCGGAAGCUGAAGAAGCUUAAACCGAGAUAUAUGGGACCAUAUCCCAUUUUGGAGCGAAUUGGAGCAGUUGCUUACCGAUUGGAUUUAUCCGAAGAGUUAUCAGAUUUCCAUGACGUGUUUCAUGUUUCUGUUUUGAGGAAAGUCGUGAGAGAACCGGAGCUCAUUUUGCAGCAGCCGCCCAGUGACCUUGGUAGGAAUUUGCGUGCGCCGUGUCAGCCAGUAGAGCUAUUGGAUCGCCAAGUGAGAGCAGAUGAUGGUAUGAUGACUAUGUUGGUCAAAGUUCGUUGGGAGAGAGAUGGUAUUCAGGAGGAGACUUGGGAGUCCGAGCCCCAGAUGAGGAUUGAUUAUCCGGAGCUUUUCCGGGUUGACAUUGGGCAUGACAGCUUAUGA